Penicillium bovifimosum is the source of this 1134-nucleotide messenger RNA. RefSeq names its product Qc-SNARE protein. Lineage: Eukaryota; Fungi; Ascomycota; Eurotiomycetes; Eurotiales; Aspergillaceae. Gene Ontology annotation, cellular component: intracellular membrane-bounded organelle. Bases 1 to 1134 code for a protein of 377 amino acids. The record is from RefSeq and is a predicted model, not a curated record. Gene Ontology annotation, molecular function: phosphatidylinositol binding. The transcript has 2 exons.
AUGGCGCCAACCGUCGAGAUAUCGAUCCCAACUACCAGCCUCUCCAACACCUCCCCGCCGUACACCAUCUACCACAUCACCCUCCGCCUUCCGCUCCGCUCUUUCACGGUCCCCAAACGCUACUCGGACUUCUCAACCUUCCACAGCACACUCAUUUCCCAAACUGACGCCGCACCGCCAGUCUCUCUACCUUCAAAAACAUGGUUCUCGAAAACAGUCUCGAAUGAACGAUUGCGCGAAGACCGCCGUCGCGGUCUAGAGCAGUACCUCCGCGCGAUUAACGAGUCUGAAGAUGGCCGCUGGCGCACCUCCCCCGCAUGGCGAGCAUUCCUCAACCUCCCCACCGCAGUCGCGUCCACCGGCAAUGGAUCAACAAACACCUCCAACAGACUCCAUGCUGCCAUCACAGACCCAGCCUCUACAAACGCACCCAUCACAGACCCGACACUAUGGCUCGACUACUACAGGGAUAUGAAGAACCACCUUCACGAGGCACGACUACAACUAUCUCGCAGAGACCAGGAGACAACGCCACAGAAGCAACAUGAGAGCUCUGCACAUGCGAAAGGUAGUCUCGUCCGUGCAGGGGCAAUGAUCGCCACUCUGGAGGAAGGAUUGAAGAACCUAGGACGCGGGGAUAAGGGCUCCGAGUCCCAGGCAUCGUCCAGUCUGGGCGGAGGCGAGAUCCGACGACGCAAGGAUCUCCUCAUCAAUGCGCGCAAGGAAAAAGAUGGUCUAGAAGGUCUCUUGCAUGCCAUGGCGACUAAGAGCCGGCUCGAUCAUACCGUCGCGUCGAUACAAGAGAAAGAAGCACUGAUGAAUGCCGGGAAUACUGGUGAUGGUAGUGGGCGUAGGUCAACGGCGCGGGCGGGGAGGGUCCUAGGCAAAGAGACGGAGCGCACGCGAGAGCUUGACAAUGAGGGUGUGCUGCAGUUGCAGAGGCAGAUGAUGAAGAGUCAGGAUGAUAAUUUAGAUGAGUUGAGGAAGGUCAUCCUUCGGCAGAAGGAGCUCGGUACGCAAAUUAACGAAGAGCUCGAGGUGCAGAAUGAGCUGCUCAGGAUGGCGGAUGAGGAGGCUGAUAUAUUGAAAUCCAAGAUCGAUAUUGGAAGAAAGAGGAUCGGAAAGAUCUCUUGA